Molecule: messenger RNA, 450 nt
Organism: Opisthorchis viverrini
Lineage: Eukaryota; Metazoa; Platyhelminthes; Trematoda; Opisthorchiida; Opisthorchiidae
Exons: 4
Coding region: 1-450 (149 amino acids)
Source: RefSeq, a predicted model, not a curated record
AUGGACCACUGCCCGCUGCAGGGUGAAGCCAAUUCCCGAUUGGAUAAACACAUGGACCCAACUGCUAAUAAAAUUCCACUGUCUGCUUGGUGCAAGCCACUCAUCCGGCGUCCAGAAACCAUCCGAAUCUCCACAUCAUGUGAUGCAGAUGUUUCCUGCACGUUUUCGACACAUCCAAGCCCGUCUCAUGGGUAUCCAUAUCUGGAUCGUAAGCUUCAACGGGCGAUACAAGGGAGGAUAUCAUGGAAUAUACGAUACAACCGGGGACAGCCAAAGGCAGCAAGCAGACUUUCGACGGAAGUUCCUGCCUGUUUUCUCCGCUUCAGAAGAUGGGGUGUGAGGCUCAGUAUUGGAUGGGAAGACUUCAAGGAAGCGGCGGCGGUGACGAUGGUAGAAAAUGAAGACAUCCCUGAAUACCGGACAGAUGAGAUUGAUCGGCCUCCCCAGUGA